Molecule: messenger RNA, 4164 nt
Organism: Scophthalmus maximus (turbot)
Lineage: Eukaryota; Metazoa; Chordata; Actinopteri; Pleuronectiformes; Scophthalmidae
Gene: ttf2
Product: transcription termination factor, RNA polymerase II
Exons: 23
Coding region: 116-3517 (1133 amino acids)
Molecular function (GO): ATP binding; zinc ion binding; ATP-dependent chromatin remodeler activity
Source: RefSeq, a predicted model, not a curated record
CUAGACACCGGAUGUGCUUUGUUAAAGGUUGUGAUUGGACGGUACGAAAAAAACUGAAUAUUUCGAGUUUGGCAACUGAACUGUGUGGAACAGAAGAAGUCAAUGUGUCAGGACAAUGGAGAAGGUUCUGUGCAAUGUUCACGGCAGCGUGUGUAUGUUAAAGACCGGCGUCAAGGAUGGACCGCGUAAAGGCAAGAGCUUCUACGUCUGCGUUGCCCAGCAAGGCUGUGAUUUCAGUCAACUGGCCAGAGUCUCACCGUCCCACUGCCUCCGUCAUGAGGAUUCAACGGUGGAGCUCCAAGCUCUCACCUACAGUCAGCAGCAGCAGAGCCUCAGAUUAUUCUACCGGUGUGUUUUAGGUAAAAAAGCAGGCCAGCGGUGGUGUGGAAACGUGCCUUGGACUGCGCCAGACAAAGAAAAUAGAAGCCCUCUACCCGACACACAGCCACAGCCCUCGUGCCUGCCACCUGUCCGAAACCCCUUCAAGUCCCAAUGCAAGCAGGACAAGGUCUCUGAGUGGGGAAGGAUGCAGAGUGGUGGAGGCAACGAGAAGGGAAGAGACGAGAAAGACAGCGAGGCCAGUCGCAAUGCCGAAGGAAGAGAAAGUUAUCGGAAAGAUAGUGUGAAGUGCGUAGGGGCAGUGGAAGAAGAGGAGGAAGAGAAGCUGGAUUCACUGGACGCCUACCGAGGCAAACCGCUUCCGCCGGGCAUGAAGUUAAAGAAAAGAGUUUCGGAGGAGGAGAGGAACGUGGAGAAGCUGACAGAUGAGGUGCCAAACAAGACCGAGGAGAACCACACCAAGCAGGGCAAAACAGAAAAGGCUAUUUCUUCUAUGAACAAAACCUCGCAGGAUCCUCGAAAGGACUUGCCACAGCAGCAACCGGCUGCUGCUGAAACCUGUGUGGUGAAACCAUCCGACUCUACGCUAAAAGAGAGCGUCUCUGAAUCAGCACCCAGCAGCAGCAGAGGCAGCAUCACCCAGGCUCCCAGAGACCCUGUCAACACCACAUCUAACAAACCAACACAGCCUGAGGCCAGUCAAAACAAAAAUCACCACGACGACGAUGAUGAUGUCGUGUUGGUGUCAGUGAAACCUGCCGCUCCGAAAACUCCCCCAGUUGCUGCGGUCCAAAAAACCCUCACCACCUUCCCGGGAUUUCAGCCAGCUUCUAAAGUCAAAGGUCAACAGGGGGACCCCAGGGGGCUGCACAGUCUGCUCUCUUCUCAGCUUCAACAGAAAAAGGCCACUCUGUCUGUGGUGAAUGUGGCCGCUUUGCCAGACAAAGGUCAGAGAUUGAAGACUCAGGUCAAGGAGCUGGAAGAAGCACUGGAGUCUCUGCGCCUCACUGGCGCUUCUCAGCCGGAGUCCCAGGGUGGAUGUGACGGCAGCGAUGCGAGUGCCGGUAGCAGUCAGACCAUCCCGUUCAGCCGACAGGGGGGCACCAUCCUGCUCCCGGCCCCUCCGGCCCCCGGCCCCUCUCAGCACCAGGCCUCCGGCAGCUCCCUGGGCCUCCAGAUGAGCCAGGACUACACCCAGAUGUACGGAGCAAACCCGCAGGCUCAGGCCUUUUACGGUGGCAGGAUGACCAACGACCGCAUGCUUGCGGUGAAGAACGCCACCUGCGAGGCCAUCGACCACCUCCACAAAUCCCUGGAGUCCUGCCCCGACGCCGAGGCGGAGGUCCCAGACCCCAGGGGCAUCAAGGUGUUGCUCCUGGCCCAUCAAAGGAGAGCGUUGGCCUGGCUGCUCUGGAGAGAAGCCCAGAAUCCCUGCGGAGGAAUUCUGGCGGAUGACAUGGGACUUGGGAAAACCCUGACCAUGAUCGCUCUCAUACUCACCAAGAAGAUCAAGGCCAAAGAGGAGGAUGGAAAGAAGGAGAAAAAGAAACUGGAGAAGUGGAUCUCCAAAACUGACUCGAGCCUUGUGGUCUCUAAAGGAACUCUGAUCAUCUGCCCCGCCUCCCUGGUUCACCACUGGAAGAAGGAGAUCGAGAGACACGUGAAGAACGGCAGGCUGACGGUGUGUCUGUACCACGGCCCCAACCGAGAGAGAAGUGCCGAAGUGCUGGCAGAUCACGACGUGGUGGUGACCACAUACAGUUUGGUGUCUAAGGAGAUCCCAGUGCAGAAGGAGGAUGCCGAGAGACCGGCCAAGGAUUCUGAUAAUGUGCCGCUGCACUCGGCUCCUCUUCUGCGAGUGGCCUGGGCCCGCGUGGUUCUCGACGAAGCCCACAACAUCAAAAACCCCAAAGUGCAGACGUCCAUGGCCGUCUGUCAGCUGAGGGCCGGCGCCCGCUGGGCGGUCACUGGCACGCCCAUCCAGAACAACCUGCUGGACAUGUACUCGCUGCUCAAGUUCCUGCGUUGCUCUCCGUUUGACGAGUACAAACUCUGGAAAGCUCAGGUGGACAACGGCUCUAACAGAGGCCGAGAGAGGCUGAACCUCCUGACGAGGAGCCUGCUGCUCCGACGGACCAAAGACCAAAUGGACUCCACGGGAAAACCACUGGUGUCUCUUCCGAGUCGGACCUGCGAGAUACAUCGACUCAAACUGUCUGAGGACGAGAAGGCGGUGUAUGAUGUGGUCUUUGCCCAGUCAAGAUCCACUCUGCAGAACUACCUGAAGAGACACGAAGGGAACGAGGAGAAGAAGGGGAACAAGUCCACUUCUAAUCCCUUCGACAAAGUGGCCCAGGAGUUCGGUGUGUCCCAGCCUCAACCAGCUGCGUCCAGUUCCCAGCAGGCGUCCAGCACCGUCCACAUCCUGUCCCUGCUGCUGCGCCUCCGACAGUGCUGCUGUCAUCUGUCCCUCCUGCAGAAGACUCUCGACUCGUCGGAGCUGCAGGGUGACGGGAUUGUCUUGUCCCUGGAGGAGCAGCUCAACGCCCUGUCGCUCUCCGCCGGCCCCUCGCCGUCGGGCCCGGACCCCAAAGACACGGUGGCCCUCAACGGCACCCGCUUCCCCUCACAGCUGUUUGAGGACGCCCGUGAGAGCACCAAGAUUGCUGCUAUUGUCUCUGAGCUGAAGGAAAUCAGACAGAAGGGCGACGAUCAGAAAAGUGUGAUUGUGUCCCAGUGGACCAGCAUGUUGAGGAUCGUCGCAGUUCACCUGAGGCACAUGGACCUGAGGUACGCCGUCAUUGACGGCUCCGUCAACCCCAAGCGUCGCAUGGACCUGGUGGAAGAAUUCAACACGAACCCCAAGGGGCCACAGGUGAUGCUGGUUUCUCUUUGUGCCGGAGGCGUCGGUCUCAACCUGAUUGGUGGGAAUCACCUCUUCCUCAUUGACAUGCACUGGAAUCCAGCCUUGGAGGAUCAGGCCUGUGACCGAAUCUAUAGAGUCGGACAAAGGAAAGAUGUCACCAUCCACAGGUUUGUGUGUGAGGACACGGUGGAGGAGAAGAUCUCCACACUGCAGGUGAAGAAGAAGGAGCUGGCGCAAAACGUGCUGUCGGGAACAGGAAGCACCGUCACCAAACUCUCCCUGGCUGAUCUCAGAAUCAUUUUUGGCGUCUGAGAACUGAAACACCGCUGUGCCAAACCUACAGCUACUACAGCUGCUCAUAUACAUAUUGAACUAACCUAAUAAGAUUCAGCUAAUAAAGAGCAGAAUUUUUUUUUCUCCAUCGUAACGGCUCUACAAAUUGUUAUUGGGCCGAAUGUGCCGUACUAUGUCAUUUCAGUCUUCCGUAACUGUUCUUCAAUGAUUUCAGGUCUGCCAUUUCAUUCACAUACAUGCUGCUUUUGACUCUAACAUAAACUGUUUCCGUCGGGCUUAACGGCUACAACUGCAGAUACUGCGGCAAGUAGAAAUCAAAUUCCUCAACUCAAAACGUGCAGACUACAAUCAUCAUACAGCUUCUAAACAUAGACUACAAAUACAUAUAUUGCCUGGAAAGUUUUUUGUUCCAAAAUUACGCUUUACAACACUUUUCUCAUGAUUUUAUGUGCCAUGCUACACUAAGUGUGGCAAAUAAUUAAGAAAUAUUUUAAGGUGUGUGUGUGUGUAUACAUAUGUAUCCUAAUUGGGUCACCUCAAAGGGAGGCACCGAUUUUGAUUUUACUCUUUGUGUCAUUUGUUGGAUUUUUUUUACUUUAAAGAUUUGCUCUUUUUUUUUUUAAAUCAGUUAAUGUGAUGCUGUUUGAAUAAACUUGUGUCAAUGA